CCGGCCGAACAACAAUGCCACUGCUAUGCCGCAAAGCCCCAUGCAAAUUUGACAUGAGUGCUCCACCAGUCAACGGCGUAGCCCAAUAAAAUCCGAUAUCCGUCGAAUAAUAAUACGAGGAUGGAGGGGAAGCAAGCCUCGAGAUUCCUGACUUGGCAGCCCGACAGGAGGGUCAGAACAUGGCGAGAAUGCUUGGAUGCAGACGCCCCACGAUCUCAUCACACAUGUUUUGUUGGUUGGCAAGUCGCCCCCAUUGCAGAUCGCCGCAGACAGAAGACGCGCAACCUCAUCCAAACCUACCCGGGUACUUCACCUCUCUCCCUGAAGGGGAAAAAAAAAGACUCUCCAGUAUUCAGACUUCGGACGAGACACGUAAAGACCCCUAUCUCACGAUAGUUUCCUUGCUCCACUCACCACUCUGACAUCAAACCUUACCGCAUUCGAACACCCCCAAGCGGCGGCCAUCCCGCCUGGCUAACGAACAACUUUAAAUUGUCCGUCUAAUCACAAGUAAUCCAUCCCACUGGCUCCAUCGUAUCUUAGCCAACCCUCGCUACCGCUUCCCCCCUUCGUUGGAUGCAUCGACGUUGUCCUUUCUGACCCGACCUGACCUGACCUGACCUGACAAGUACAUAAUUUAACAGGUCUCGGUUCCGCGGCGCUUCGCUGUUACUUGCUCUGGUCUGGUCUGCUUUGUUGGUUCGCUGUCGUAUUCUUCGUCGCAUUCUUCGUCCGCACACAUCGCACUUCGUGGGUUUUGUAUAUUCGAAACUCCUGGAUAUAGAAUUCUUUCCUUCUGGUCGGCCACUUUUAUACAAUAUCUCGAUUAAUUUGGAAUUUUAUCGCAUCGCUCGCAUUUUGUCCAGUUUCACGAAAUGGCUCUUCCGCCCCGUCGCAUGAUAAUCCUCGGAUUCAUCACCACACUCGUCCUUAUGCUCCUCGCAACAGCACACUACACCAAAGCAUCAGAAAGCGCACUCGCCACGAAAGUCGGCGACAAAGUCUCUGAACUUCUUCGUUCCGGCUCAUCCGAUCCUCCUCCAGAGGAAGGCGAGCCCAGCAAAAAUGAGGCCGAAUCCGUCAUUGAGCCGCCCUAUGAUCACGGCACAGAAAAGGGUCCUGGUGGAGUAGGGAAACACCUUCAUGUCAAACCCAGCGCCGCAACACCCAAAUCAGCAACAAUCGAAGGCUGCGAGUACCCCGUCGUCAUCCACGUCACCCCCGACGGUCACUGCACCGGCGUGCUCGCCCUCUACGGCUCCAUCGUCCGUAAUGUGCUGAAUCAACCAAAGGAACUUGCCAACAAGACUUGCGUGCACGUGACGUACGUCGACCCAGCCAUGAACUCCAUCCAGGAAAUGUACAAAUGGACCGCUCGCUCCAACCCCUUCAAGACCCCUCAUGACUGUGCUCUUCUUGACACAACCCCGGCCUUGAAUGAAGUCGUCCCAAUCAGGUUCCAAGCCCUGCGCGGAAUCGAAAAACCCGAAUUCAUGGAAGCCGGCCUCACCACCUGGCUCGUGGCUCUCAACAAAGUCCACUCCUGGGCCUUCGACGCCUACCCCCGCAUUCUACUAAUGGACGCCGACUCCAUCGCCAUCACCGACCUGCACCUCAUCUUCAACGAGUCCAACCCCCUCACGACCGUCACCGUCGCACCAGACCAGUUCAACAACUGCGGCGACAGAGGCCGCAUCAACGGCGGGAUGGUCCUCCUCCGAGGCUCCCGCUACUUCCACAUCUCCGCCCUCGAGAUGAUCUACGACCAGGAAUCCUCCUGCGUGAGCCAGAAGUGGGCUCAGUCCGAGCAGGAGCUGCUCAACUGUCUCUGUGGCACGCAGGGCCCUCCCAAGGGCCUCAGACCGGAGUUCGAGUGUGCGAUUAUGCCGUUCUAUAAUUCUGUCUGGCCGCGGAACUACGCCUGUAGUGCGGCGAAUGUGCUGCCUAUGCGGAGUAUCCAUUUCACUGCUGCGACGAAGCCGUGGUUGGUGGAUGAGAAGAGGUUGGGUGAGAGGUUUGAUUAUGGGUUUUGGGGGUGUGUGCUGGCUGCUACGAGGAAGGGUGAGGUACAUGGGUUGACGAAGUGCGAGUUUCCGGAUUUGGAGACGAGUAGGUUGAUUGAUUCGCUGGAGACGUUGCCGCCGAAGGAUGGGUGAGGUGGUGGAUGGAUGACGAGAUGUAAGAUUUGGAUGAGCGAGAGACCAUGGUUGGAUGUGUAUGAUUUGGGUGGGAGUUUUGGAUUUGCAUUUUGAAGCAGCGAAGCGAAGCGAGGCGUGAUUUGGCGUUAUUUUCAUGGGAUCUAGAGCGACGGAGUGGGCGGAAAUCUAGGUGAAGUGGAAACGACCGAAUGCCAUUGGGCUCGAACAGGCCGGGUCGUCAACCCUCCUACGAUGACACCAGACUGAGAUGAUGUCGUGACUUCGCGGUCGAGGCCAGCCGAGGACAGAAUGGUUCCGAAGACGGUUUCCAGCAUAUUCAGGUUACACAAGCUUGGAUUGUAUCUUUGGGGUAUCUCUUGGUUACACAGCCGAAAUUCGAGGUGAAGGUUGAAGGUUGGACGGACGGUUGGAGACGAAGCAAGAGACAAACUGGAUCUUGCUGUUUAUGAACAAGGGAUGGGGGUGAGAGAUCAAGGGAUGG
Messenger RNA from Cadophora gregata, 2640 nucleotides. RefSeq lists its product as uncharacterized. NCBI's taxonomy places the organism in Eukaryota, Fungi, Ascomycota, Leotiomycetes, Helotiales, Ploettnerulaceae. The coding region runs from base 876 to 2156 and encodes 426 amino acids. The transcript is spliced from 3 exons. The record is from RefSeq and is a predicted model, not a curated record.